AAUCAACCAGACCACUUAGACCAACUCCAUAUAUACAGCAUGGCCCGUGUCCUCGACGGCCUCUCGCGCCUCGCCAUUCCUCUUGCGAUCGGCGCAGGACUCCUUCAGUCCUCGCUCUACGAUGUCAAGGGUGGAAACCGCGCCGUCAUUUUUGAUCGCCUCCAGGGAGUCCUCCCCGAUACCCGCGAAGAAGGCACACAUUUCCUCGUUCCAUGGCUUCAACGCGCCAUCAUCUACGAUGUCCGUACAAAGCCCCGCAACAUCUCAACUACGACGGGCUCCAAAGAUUUGCAAAUGGUCUCGUUGACGCUGCGUGUCCUUCACCGCCCCGAUGUCAAGAAUCUGCCGAAAAUCUAUCAGAAUCUCGGACCAGACUACGAUGAGCGUGUCUUGCCAUCCAUUGGUAAUGAGGUCCUCAAAUCGAUUGUUGCGCAGUUCGAUGCCGCUGAACUCAUCACACAGCGAGAAGUGGUGUCCUCACGUAUCCGUGAAGACCUCGUGAAGCGUGCAACAGAGUUCAACAUUCACCUCGAGGAUGUCUCCAUCACGCACAUGACGUUUGGCCGCGAAUUCACCAAGGCUGUCGAGCAAAAACAGAUUGCACAGCAAGAAGCAGAGCGUGCUCGAUUCACGGUUGAGAAGGCAGAGCAAGAACGGCAAGCUUCCGUUAUUCGUGCAGAGGGAGAAGCAGAGGCGGCAGAUAUGAUGUCCAAGGCGCUUGACAAGGCAGGAAAUGGUCUCUUGGAGAUUCGAAGGAUUGAAGCAUCAAGGGAAAUUGCAGCAACAUUGGCAGGAAGCCGGAAUGUCACCUUUGUGCCAGGCGGUGGCAGCAAUAUGCUUCUCAACCUUGGACAGCAGUAGGCUGCUUUGUGUAGCAGCUGGCUAUUGCCAGUGAGCCUAGAUACCUAGCUAGUUGCCGUACACCGUAACGACUUUCUCUCCUCAAACUUCAAAUUUGGUUUCUUUCUCUAGACCAACCCUCGCAGAUAAACGCCCAAGCUCAAGCUCAGCUUAUCAUGGCUACAGCUGCUCCUCGCAUCGUCAAGCAAGUCUUUGAUCAAUUCCCGCUGAAGCAACUUCCUCCGCUGUAUGCAGGACCUGCUCCUUCUAC
Molecule: messenger RNA, 1111 nt
Organism: Protomyces lactucae-debilis
Lineage: Eukaryota; Fungi; Ascomycota; Taphrinomycetes; Taphrinales; Protomycetaceae
Product: prohibitin complex subunit
Exons: 1
Coding region: 40-861 (273 amino acids)
Biological process (GO): mitochondrion organization
Cellular component (GO): mitochondrion; membrane
Source: RefSeq, a predicted model, not a curated record